This is a messenger RNA of Ophidiomyces ophidiicola, 675 nucleotides long. It is a transcript of the gene CWC21, whose product is annotated as RNA-splicing factor. The record is from RefSeq and is a predicted model, not a curated record. Bases 1 to 675 code for a protein of 224 amino acids. The transcript has a single exon. NCBI's taxonomy places the organism in Eukaryota, Fungi, Ascomycota, Eurotiomycetes, Onygenales, Onygenaceae.
AUGUCAUCCAAUGUCGGCCUUUCUACGCCCCGUGGUAGCGGAACUUCGGGCUAUGUACAGCGCAAUCUUUCGCUUCUUAAACCUCGCGACAGGAACUAUGGCACACCAAAUCAAUUGGGUGCAGAUACAGAAGAUACACGAACCUUUAAGCAACGGCAGCCUGAUAAGCAGAUUCUUGAACAUGACCGGCGGAGACAGAUUGAAGUUAAGGUGAUGGAGGAAAGAGAUAGACUUGAGGAUGAGAAUGAAGAGUUGGAAGAGCGAGGAGAGGAGGAGGAGGAUGAUGAUGAUGCUAAAGGCAAAAAAUACAAACUAUCAGAAGAGGAGAUUGAGACUAAGCUCGAUGAGCUACGAGUAAAGUUAACGAAGGAGUUAGAGGAUGAACUUGCGGGGCGAGAUUAUCGUGGUGAAAAGAGAAAACAAGGAGAUUUUAGUGGCGACGGGAGGGGAAAGAGACACUUCAAAACCUAUCAAGUUCAUGAGUUGGCGGAAGCGAAGAUCGAAGAAAGUGAACGGUUUCGCAAAGCGCUUGGCAUUAGGGCUGAUGGAGAGGAGUUCCCGAAAAAAGGUGGUAGACGGCGAGACUGGGAUCGACCAGAGAGAGCGGAUGACAGAGCCACGCGGGACAGGUAUCGAGAUGACAGGGACGAUAACCAUAGCAGAAGCAGGAACUAG